Oncorhynchus mykiss (rainbow trout) is the source of this 2526-nucleotide messenger RNA. It is a transcript of the gene hnf4g, whose product is annotated as hepatocyte nuclear factor 4, gamma. Gene Ontology annotation, cellular component: nucleus. NCBI's taxonomy places the organism in Eukaryota, Metazoa, Chordata, Actinopteri, Salmoniformes, Salmonidae. Gene Ontology annotation, biological process: regulation of DNA-templated transcription. The record is from RefSeq and is a predicted model, not a curated record. Gene Ontology annotation, molecular function: nuclear steroid receptor activity; RNA polymerase II cis-regulatory region sequence-specific DNA binding; zinc ion binding.
CAGUAAAAGGAUAGAGAGAGUGAGAGAGAGACUGACAGAGGGAAAGAGAGAGAGGGAGAAGAGCCAGUAAAAGGAUAGAGAGAGUGAGAGAGAGACUGACAGAGGGAAAGAGAGAGAGGGAUGAAGUAUCCGUCUGUGUCAGUGAGUAACUCUCUGUUGGACAUGGAUGUAGCCAACUACAGUGAGGGACUGGACCCAACGUACAGCACCCUGGGCUUCGAUCAUGCUGACGUCCUCUAUGGUGGGGGAGACAGUAUGCCAGCGGAGCCGGGCCUGUCCCAGGCAGAUGUUGGGAACUCUAACUGUGCCAUAUGUGGAGACAAGGCUACAGGGAAACACUAUGGAGCUUCCAGCUGUGAUGGAUGUAAAGGGUUCUUCAGGCGCUCCAUACGCAAGAACCACAUCUACUCCUGCAGGUUUAACCGUCAGUGUGUGGUGGACAAGGACAAGAGGAACCAGUGUCGGUUCUGCAGGCUCCACAAGUGUUUCAGAGCUGGCAUGAAGAAAGAAGCGGUUCAGAAUGAGAGAGAUCGAAUCAGCUCCAGAAGAAACAUUCAGGACAAUCAGGAUCUCCCACCUAUCACUGUUCUGGCCCAGGCAGAGUCACUGUCUCAACAGAUCAGUGCAUCCAGUCCCAGGGGUGCAGUAGAUGUGUCAGAACAGAAGUCAGCUGGUGUGGGUGAUGUCUGUGACUCCAUGAGACAACAGCUGCUAGUGCUGGUGGAAUGGGCCAAAUACAUCCCUGCCUUUGGUGAGCUGCCCUUGGAUGACCAGGUGAGUCUGCUCAGGGCUCAUGCAGGGGAACACCUUCUACUAGGGGUCGCCAAGAGGUCAAUGCCUUACAAGGACUUCCUGCUUCUUGGUAAUGGGUGUGUGAUCCAUGGUAGCAGUGCGGAGCCGGACAUCGGUCGUGUAGCUAACCGUGUUCUAGAUGAGCUGGUCCUGCCCUUCCAGGACAUCCAGAUAGAUGACCAUGAGUAUGCUGCUCUCAAGGCCAUUGUCUUCUUUGACCCCGAUGCCAAGUCUCUGCGUGACCCGUCUAAGAUCAAGGCGAUGCGUCUGCAGGUCCAGAUGAGUCUAGAGGACUAUAUUAACGACCGUCAGUAUGACUCCAGAGGGAGGUUUGGAGAGCUGCUGCUACUGCUGCCUACUCUACAGUCCAUCACCUGGCAGAUGAUAGAACAACUGCAGUUUGUUAAACUCUGUGGCCUGGCCAAGAUAGACAACCUUCUGCACGAGAUGCUGCUGGGAGGUCUGGCGGCAGAGCCCGCCCACCUCCACCACCCAGGCCACACCCAGUUAGCCCAGGACCCUCUGACAGGACACACACUGGUCAUCAGCACUAUGCCUGCUACACACACUACUCAGAUAGUGUCUCCAGACACUCCUAACCCGUCUCCGCCUCAGGUUGCAGAGAAGUCCUCUCCUAGCCCCUCCCUUCUCCUGGCUCCACCCCUCCCACACAGACAUACCGCCGAAUCCCCACUCUGAGUGUACAGCACCCGCCCCCACCACCGAAUAACCAAACAAACAAAACAUACUGUUUGUCCACCAUGAAUGCAGCCAAAGAAAUAGCAGAAAGACUUUUCUAUGGUCCAAAUCCGAAUUUGAGAUUUACACCUGUAACUUGUAAAUGAAAAAAGUUGAAUUUGGAUCUCAAGUUUGCAUUCUGCCCUAUGUUUGUAGAUGUGUAAACUGUUCAGUGUUCCCUCCCCUAUUCAGUGCCAUAGGUUUUCACUCCAAUUCGGUAGUCUUUAUAGUUCGGUAGCAUCUUUAUAAAUCAUUAGAUAAUUCCUAAAGUCGGAGCCUCUCUUAUCGUGGUGUAAUUGUGAGUGUAUUUGAGCUUUCUGUAGGCUCAUUGUUGAAUAUGGAGCAGGAGAUUUGCUAAUCAGCAUGUACUUUAUAUACAGUAUGCGUUACUUAAAGUGCACUUAUUAGUUGUGGACUGUGUCUGGAACACAUGAUUGUCUGUUAAUAUUAAUGUUCACGUGUUGCCAUGUAGCUUGUGGUGUGGUGCUUUACAAAUACACAAACUGGAGUAUACUGUAUUUGUCAAUAAUAUAAUUAACCGUACAUUUAGUUCCUAAUCAACUUUUCAGUGUCUUUCAGUCUUUUCAGAUUACUGUUCUAAUAUGAAAUGAUAUGAAAAUGUUCAAAUUUUGUGUAAAUUCAAUUGUUUGUAUGUCAGAACUAUUAUAUUGACCUUCUAAACUGUCAAAUAGUGUAUACAAAUGAGACAAUGUAAGCUAUAUUUUGUAACUGUAUAUUCUGAUGAAAACAGAACACUAUUUUCAAUGAAUUGUAACCUAAGCUAUACGCUGCAUUUUUUACGCUCUUGCAUGAACAUGGACAAAGUUCUGAUAAAAUGCACACACGGCAUAAUCCAUUGCACCACAACGGGGAAAAUAAGGGGAAAGGGGCACCUCCAUAUGGUUUAAAUAGAAAUAACAAAUUCACCAAGAGCAUUUAUACCACAAGAGGCUGAUGAGGGGAGGACGUAUUGUUUAUGUGUUUAUGGCUGUAUUG